Molecule: messenger RNA, 1266 nt
Organism: Macadamia integrifolia
Lineage: Eukaryota; Viridiplantae; Streptophyta; Magnoliopsida; Proteales; Proteaceae
Product: GDSL esterase/lipase At4g10955-like
Exons: 3
Coding region: 238-1266 (342 amino acids)
Biological process (GO): lipid metabolic process
Source: RefSeq, a predicted model, not a curated record
UUAAAGUUUGAAUGUAACAGUUAACAAAUGGACAUACUAUUCUCUUUCUGGUUUGGAAUAGAUUCAAUCAGUUCUUAUGCAUUUGGAAAAUAUACAGAGUGACAUGUUCAGCUCAUUGCUGAUUCAAGAAUUUUUUAUGCAGCAUCUUCCCCCCCUCCACCAUCCUUUUCAAGUUUUUGCAGCCAAUUGAUCAUUGUUCUUGGUUCUCUCAGGUAAAUUACAGAUUCCUAGAGGGUAAUGGCCUCUGAGAGUUACUUCUUCAGUCUUUUAGGAGCUUUACACCUCACAGCUAUUGAUUGGAAUAAUGAGCAUCACUGUAGAUCUGUUGCUGCAAGCUUAGUACAAGGUGUCAAUGCUUUAGAGCGAGAUCGCCAGCAGAAUCGUAAAGGGGCUGAUUCUCUUGCUCCAGCUUGGUGGGAGUUUUUCCAUUUUCAGUUGGUUCUUCAGCUCAGGGAUGAAGUGGAUUCCUCCAUCUUUGGUUCCAUUUUUGAAUUCAAACCCAAGGCUUCUAAUUGUCACUACUCAAUCCAGGAGGCUCCAAGAUAUGUCAUUGCCUUCCGAGGAACAGUCAUUAAUCCAAACUCCUGCAUACAGGAGGAUCUCAGAUUGGGUUUCCUUUUCACCAUUAAUGAACUCCAUGGAACCUCACGCUUUAAGGUUGCAAUGGAAGCCAUAAAGAACAAGGUUGAUGUAGCUGGAGCUUUGAAUAUUUGGUUAGCUGGUCAUUCUUUGGGCUCUGCCAUGGCAAUGCUUGCUGGCAAGAACAUGGCCAAGACAGGAUUUUUUCUCCAAGCUUUCCUCUUUAAUCCACCAUUCUCAUUUGCUCCAAUUGAGAGGAUUGAAGAUAAGACACUGAGACAAGGGAUCCGAAUCGCAAAAAGUUUUAUCACGGCUGGACUCACUGUUGCCAUAAAGGGUCAUCAAUCAGAGGAUCCCUUUGUUGUCUUGUCUCCAUGGAUCCCUUGUUUGUUUGUGAAUCCGGCGGAUGAUAUAAGCUCAGAGUAUGUUGGUUAUUUUGAGCACAGGAAGAAGAUGGAAGAGAUUGGAGCCUCGAAAAUUGAAGAACUAGCUUCACAGAAUUCCACAAGGAAUCUUUUGUUGGGGAAGACUAAAUCAGAACCUUUGCAUCUCCUCCCAUCUACAAAUCUUACCAUCAACUUUACCCCAUCACCAGAUUUUGUAAGAGCUCAUGGGAUUCGUCAGUGGUGGAGACCAGACCUGCAUAUGCAUUUUAAGCUAUAUCAAUACAGAUGGAAGAAAUUUUGA